Messenger RNA from Punctularia strigosozonata HHB-11173 SS5, 3531 nucleotides. RefSeq lists its product as uncharacterized. The transcript has 15 exons. Lineage: Eukaryota; Fungi; Basidiomycota; Agaricomycetes; Corticiales; Punctulariaceae. Gene Ontology annotation, molecular function: DNA-binding transcription factor activity, RNA polymerase II-specific; zinc ion binding. Bases 6 to 1985 code for a protein of 659 amino acids. The record is from RefSeq and is a predicted model, not a curated record. Gene Ontology annotation, cellular component: nucleus. Gene Ontology annotation, biological process: regulation of DNA-templated transcription.
CCCAGAUGGCAUCCUCCCAUGGGCAGCCAGGCGUCGCCCUCCCGAACGCGAUGGUCCAGAACCACAUCCACGAGCUCGCUAUCAAGUCCAUGACGCCCCCGAGGAAGCAGAACACCGCCUGCGAUGCCUGCAGAUCCCGCAAGGUCAAGUGCAAUCGCAUCCCCGGACAGGACAAGCACUGCCUGUCCAAGAACUACCCCUGCACACACUACGUCCAGCAGGCGACCAACGAGAAGAAGCGCAACGUCAACGCGUCCCGCCGGCCUCGGGCUCUGAGCACGAACACCUCAAACUCUCCGGACUACGUGUCCCCGGCGACGAGCUACCCGACCAUCCAGACCGCGUUCCACGUCCCCGCGAGCUUCCAGCACGGUCUUGCCGGGCCGCCGAUCACCCGGAAACGGCGCCAGCACAACCCGUACGCGGAAUGGGGCGACCUCGCGUCCAAGCUCGAGGACCUCUCGUACCGAUCCGAAUUCGCCCUCGACCUCGUCGAAGUCUUCUUCCAGAUCGUCCACACCCGCUUCCCGCUCCUCAACCCGGCCGAGUUCAAAAACCGGCUCGAGCUCCCGCACCCGCCGUCCUACCCGCCCUCGCCCUCCGUCUCCUCCGCCGCCUCCGCCUCCGCCUCGCCGCUCACCUACACCGCCUCCGCCCUCCCGAGCACCAACGGCUCCUUCACGCCGACCACCACCGCCAGCUCCACCCCGACCAGCUUGCGGAUCGGCAGCCACGGCGGCGCAGGAGGACGCGGCGCCGCCCCGCUGCACCCCGCCAUCGUCGCCACCGUCCUCGCGUGGGGCGCCAAGUUCUCGGAGCACCCGCUGCUCGUCGCAGACCGCACCCGGAACGGCGGACAGGGGCUGCUCGCCAAGGCGCUCAUCGAUCGCGCGCGGGAGGUCGCCGAGUCGCUGAAGGUCCACCGCAUCGCGAACGUGGACCACGUCCUCGCCGGCCUGCUCCUCGAACCUCUCCAAGCCCAAAACCCGGAGGAUCCGAGCGGCUUCCACACCUUCUGGCUUGCCGCGUCCAUCCGGCACUUGUUCACGCUUCAGAUCAACCACAAGUCGGUCAUGGGGCAUAUCCAAGAUCCCGAAGCACGUGGGACGAUGAUCUUUGCGUGGUGGAUGGCCUUGAUCGCCGACGCGUACGGGUCCGCGUACUACAGGCGAAAGCCGAUGAUCGACGACGACGACUACGAUAUCGACUUUUACACCACGGAUCCUAUCGUGACCGACGGCGACGCGCAGGCCAACUCGACGCGCGAGCAGCUGGAGUUCCUGGGCUACUACCGCGCCUCGCACGCGCUCUCGCGGACGGCGCGACAGAUGUCUCGCCAGCUCUGGCGGCCCGCGUCGCAGUCGGAGGGCGUUCCGCUCGCCGUCGUGAAGCACCUCAUGAGCCUCCUCGUCGACUGGCGCGAGCGCUAUCUGCCCCAGGUCGGCGUCCCGAGCAACUUCGCGGCGGAGUGGGACUUUAUCUCCGCCAUCUCGGCUUGCGCGAGUGACGCGACGUACCAUGUGAUGUGGAUCAUCCUGUUCAACGCCGUCGACGACUACGGCGUGCGCGAGGUGAACGAGGUCGUCCGGUCCGGCGCGUCGCCUCGCCUGUCGCACAACCAUCUCGAGGCGGAACAGGUCAAGCGCGAGAUCAUGAAGGAGACCUUGCACGGCGCGUUGCGCAUCGCCGGACUGGCCGGCGUCCUGGCGUCGAACGGCUACCUGCGCCUCGACCCGGCGGUGAUGCACGUCAGCUGCAUCCAGGCAGGCACGGUCCUCGCCCGGCUCGGCCGCCCGGAAGUGUCGAACUGCAUCGCCGCGCUCGACCAGUACAGCUACGCGUACGAGGAGGCCGGCGAGCAGGGCUCCGAGAUCAAGCGCGCGUACGCGAAAGCGCGGGCUGGCGAGUCGGAGCUCAUGCAUAUGGCCUCCGUCGCGCCACGGUUGACGGUCAUGGUGGAGCCUCACGGCAUGGAUACAAGUUGAACGGGGGCGGCGCUGCACAUGCGUUUUUGUUUGGUUUACGGUACGGGGCUCGUGCACAUGGCCUCCGUUAUGCCCUGCCGACCGGCAUGGGUUAUAUGGCUUGGAUACCAGUUGAACGCGGGCCCGCCGCACAUCUUGUUUGGGUUCUAAUGUGCUUUUCCUAUUCUGCAUAGAACGGACUAGGUAGGAAAACGAGCAUCGCCGUGAGUCGUCGACUGUGUUGAUUAUACCUCUUUUGUAUGUACAAUCAGUAAAGCACUGUGCCCUGCUAAAGCCUUUCGAUGCAAUAUAUAUAUAACUUCGCGUAGAACGUAUGCAUAUACAAAGAAUGUACGCCAAAGUGCGACGAGAUAUCUAUCAUAGCCUCGUGCUCUUGACCACCUUCGAGAUACCCGUCUUCUCGCCUUCGUACCUGCCUCCCGUCGCCGCGAGACCUCCCUUGAACACCGCGCGCUGCGACGACACCUUCUUCUUCGCCUUCUCGAACCGCUGGCGCUUCUUGACGCGGGGAUUGCGCACGCUCUUUGGCCGGGACGGCGUCAGACCCUUGUUCUUCAAGAUCGCCCGGGUCAAAGACCGCGGUCCGGCGGCUUCGUCGCCACCCUCCAGCUCCGCGCGCUCCGCCAGGCGCGCCUGGUCGUACUCCGCCUUCUUCUUCUCCUUCUUUUCUUUGGACUUGCUCUUGACGAGGGAAUAGUAACCUUCCGCGUCCUCCUCGCCUGAGAACCCGUCGUCAUCGUCCGAUCCAGCGUCUCGGGCGCGCUUCUUGCUCUGUUUCGGCUCCGGCUCCUCGUUAUCGAGAUCGUCUCCGCCCUGACCUCUGUCGCUCUUCUUGACCUUCGCCUGAUCCCGCUUUCGAGGUUUAUACGGCAGGUCAUCGUCGCCGCCCAUCGUCGCCGCCCGCGCGCCAUCGCGCUUGGCAGCGGUGCUCGCGACCUUGGCCGUGUAGAAUUGCAACGACUUUUUGCGCGCCUUCUUGUCCGCAAGGUCGGCGUUCUGAAGGGCAGAUGCCUCGCCGUAGACAUCCACCACGCCGCCGGCAGCUGCUGUAGUGGUGUUCGCUUUCGAGCCGGAUGCCGACACGAACUCGGGUUCUUCGAGGUCGAAGACGACUUUGGGUUCGGCGUUGGCCUUGCGUUUCUUCUUCGGGCGGCGCUCUUCUGUCUGUUCAUCUGCGUGAACAGGGCCAAGAGACGGUGUCGGAUUGGUUUUGUCUUUAAUCUUCUUCCCCUUGCGCUUCUUCUCCUCUACCGCAGCUGCAGGCGGGCUAGAACUGCCUUCCAGGGUUUCACCCGCUAUCAACUGCUGCAGCUCCUUUGCGCUCAUGUUAUCCAGACUGCCCAUAUCCACGUUGUUGCUCCGUCCACCCGCGAAUAGCUUCAGCAUAUCGAGCGCCUCGUCGUAGUCCACCGCCUCGUCAUCCAACUCUUCUUCCCCGCUACCUUGCUCGCUGUCCUCGUCGCUGAGGUCAAAGUCGAGGUCCUCUAGCGUCGCAAGAGACUGCUUCAGCGUUAGAAGGCGCUGCAUCACCGGAUGUGCGCGGAGC